Molecule: messenger RNA, 869 nt
Organism: Trichomonas vaginalis G3
Lineage: Eukaryota; Parabasalia; Trichomonadida; Trichomonadidae
Product: DDE endonuclease superfamily
Exons: 1
Source: RefSeq, a predicted model, not a curated record
AUGAAGAACAAAUUUACAAACUUCCCUGAUGCUGUUGCAGCUGUAGACAGCACUACAAUUCCUUUCAAAAUUCCUUCGGUAAAGGAAGAGAGGCUUUAUAGUUGGGAUGAAAAAAACCACUGCAACGGUAUUAAGCUCCAAGUCCUCGUGUCACCAGAUGGAAAAGCCAUACAUCAAAACGUUGAGUUUAUGGCUGCAGUCCAUGACAAGGAGAUUUUCGAUUUGUCAAAAGUCUCGGAUUUUUUGACAGUAAAGCGAGGAUUUGAUGAUUACCAAUAUCCUGUACUUGCCGACCGGGGCUAUAUUGGAAUCCAGAAAUAUCACCUUACUGCCGUGGUGAUGAAGAGAAGCCACGAAGAAGCAGACGUUGAACGCAACAACGCCAUUGCCCAAGACAGGCAGAUUGUCGAGCGUUUCUUUGCACGUUUCAAGUCAUGCUGGUCCUGCAUGAAAAAUGGUUUUCGAGGUGAGCGCACAUCACUUCCUCUGAUCAUAUCAGGUUUAGUCGGUUUGACAAAUUAUAACAUUGAUGGAUCACCCCUGAAUGAUAAUGAAGAGUUACUCCUUUUCGAAGAUUUUACACCAACAAAGGUUCUUCCUUCAAGCGAUACCGUCGCUGCUGUUGUUGCACCCUCCAUGAAACCAUCAAAGCGGAACAUCAUUGCUGUCGCUCAUCAAGCUGUCGAUAUCAUACAGUCAUCACAAGAGGCGAACUACCUUUACCCAAUUAAAGGUGGUAUUGUUGGUCUUCAUAAUAUGGGACAUACGUGUCAUUUGAACGUAUGUUUACAGGUUCUGUUCUACAUAUCCGAAGUGAGAACAGAAGUUUUGAAGGUUGCCAAUCAGUCCUCUCCCAUCGUAACAGAGAU